AUGGCACCCACCACGCGCACGCCAGGCAGACGGCGUGGGAACGACGGCGAUGAGAAGCAGGCGUUCAAGACGCCCGAGGCAGCGGGGCCCACAGGCACGCCAGCUAGCUCUGGGGGCAUCAAGACAAGGUCGAGGGUGAGGAAGAAGCUACAGCAACGCCAGCAACAGCAACAACAGCAGCAGCAGGGCGGCGUGGACAACACAGCUUCUCCAGUGCUCAAACAGCGCCGUGCAGCCAAGAUACCAGCAAAGACGCCAGCAAGGAAGAAGGGAUCCAAGUCUGACACAGAGGCGCAGGAGCAGGACACACCAGCCAAGACGCCAGCCAAGACGCCAGCAAAGACGCCAGCCAAGACGUCGGCAAAGACGCCAGCCAAGACGCCAGCCAAGACGCCAGCCAAGACGUCGGCAAAGACACCAGCCAAGACACCAGCCAAGACACCAGCAAAGACGCCAGCCAAGACGCCAGCAAAGACGCCAGCAAAGACGCCAGCAAAGACGCCAGCAAAGACGCCAGCAAAGAAGAAGGGAUCCAAGUCUGAUACAGAGGCACAGAAGCAGGACACACCAGCAAAGGGAGCUCCAUCAACGCAAGGAGUAGAAACGACAGUGGAAGCAGAGGCAUCGGCAAUGGAUGAAGCGCCGGAGCACGUGCCAUCGACACCAGCAGCGGACAAGAAGCAGAACGUCAAGAAGAACAAAAGCAAGAAGAAGCAGGGUGCACAACAGCAACAGCAGCAGCAGAAGCAGCAGAAGCAGCAGAAGCAGCAGUCAGAGCGGAGAACACCAAAGCAGCGACAGACAACACAGGGUGCACAUCCACAUCCCCGCAAGCGCCGGCUCAAGCGCAAGCAGGAGCAAGCUGCUGCUGCUGCCGCUGCUGCUGGUCGCCAACAGACGGGCCACCCCCACGGCCUCGGCACCACUGCCGUUGUUCACCGCCUACGAUGCGUCACCUACCACCCGGAGUCCAUCAACGCCAUUGCGUACCAGCAGAUCCUGUCGUCCUCUGCAGCAACAAGCUCCGAUGACGAUGGUGAUGGUCGCAGUGCAGCCGCGGCCAACAAGGCGCACGAGGGUGAUACUGCGACACCGCAUGUUCGAUUCGCCGUGGCGAGGAACAACGCCGACGUUGAGAUUUGGAACGCAUCACAGGGCUACGUGCUUGAGCAGGUGCUGCCUGGCGGGCGGGACUUGAGUGUUGAGGCGCUGGUGUGGAUUGGCGACCGACUGUUCACGGGCGGCGCACACGCCGUCAUCACAGAAUGGAACCUCACCACAGGCGCAAUCAAGGAGCAAUAUGAUUCGUUUGGUGGCGCCAUCUGGUGCAUGCAGGCAUCACACGACGGAUCUGCUCUCGCCAUUGGGUGUGAGGACGGAUGCGCGCGUCUGUAUACCGUCACCCCGACUGGACUUGAGCUUCUCACAUCCAUGCUUAAGCUGCAAGGGCGGGUGCUGUCUGUUGCGUGGGCGCCAGACGACCUCACUCUGGCAGCCGGCGACGACAGCGGGGCGAUCCGGCUGUUGUCGCGGCGCGGCGAGGUGCUGCAUCGGCUCACCCUGCGCGACGUCAAGUCCACAGACAAGAUUAUGGUCUGGAACCUGGCAUUCGUCGACACGGACACACUCGUCUCCUCAUCCUCAGACGGCCUCGUCCAGUUUUGGAGCACCCAGCACGGCACGCUGCGGGCGUCUGUGCCAACCCACUCGGCCCCCGUGCUCUCGCUCGCCGUGGAUCGUGCCAGUGCCACCGUCUUUGCGGCCGGCGCUGACUCUCGUGUUGUCGCCCUCAGCAAGGCUCCGGGCAAACAGGGCGCGUGGGCUGUGUGCGGCCAGCGCCGUGAGCAGCCGCGCGACGUGCGUGCACUCGCUGUUUCCCCCGAUGGCACAACACUCCUCGCUGGUGGCCUUGAUACCACUGUCGUCGCAUACCCAACAGCCAACUACGGCCAGCCCAAGUCCACCCACCGCACGCUGUCAUCCCUGCCGCAAGUGCCACCGCUCUCUGUCUCGCAGACAUCACCGCUCGAGUGUCCGCUUGUUCUGCAGCACACGCACGACCACCUCAACCUCUGGCGCCUUGUCCCAGAUCCCAAUGCGCCAGCGCACACCAGCGAUGAUCGCGGUGGUGACGGCGACGAUGGAGAUGACACACCCUCCAACCCACAGAAGCGCUCCAAGCACACGCCGUCGGCCGCAGGCAAGCAGCACCAGCACAAACAGGCAGCGACCGGCACAACCGCAAGUGCUGCGGAUAUGGUGAGCGUGGCUGGGCAGCAGCAGCUGCUGCGCGGUGGUGUGACGGAGGACACACAGCUUGCGCUGACGAUUCGCCUGCAGUCGCUGUUCAACGUCACGGCAUCGACCGUCUCCGCCUCUGGCAGAUUUGUCGCCGUCGCCUCGCUGGAUGGCGUGCGCGUGUUCGCAAUCACAAAGAAGGCCGAGCGGAAGACAGUGCUGACGGCGACCAAGCUUGGCGGGUGCAGCAAGCUUUCGUUUGCGUAUGCGCUGAGCUUCACCCCUGAUGAGUCACGUCUCGUGUGCCACGCAUGCGACGGCACGCUUGAGGUGUUCUCGCUCAUUGACAAGAAAAUCACCCUCGUCGCCCCAACACACGCGCACAGUAUGUACAAAGAGGAGAAGGGGAAGGGAAGCGUCGACGCUGCGGGUCCUGGUCGCCGCCAUCUUGCCUGCAGCUCAGACAACCUUUGGGCCGUCACCUCUCACAACAGGACGCUUACAUGGUUCAACCUCGACACUGCAAAGUCGACUGGCUACGCUGUUGCACCAGCCGAAGUGACAGCCAUGGCGUUUGUGCCGCAGAGCAACAACAUCCUCGUCACCUGCGCAGACAGAACGGUGUUGAUCUAUGAUUCUGACAAGCGCCGCCUCUCCACCUGGAGCCGCACACACGGCGCCGUCAAGCCAGGCAACUGGGGGCCGUCAAAGGCUGUGCCGAUGGGCGUGAGCAUGUGUUCAUCGCGACCGCAUCUGGCGCUGCUCUCCACGGAAGCCGGCGCCGUUCUCCUCAACAUCCGCGACAAACUCGCCCCGAAAGCACGCAAGGGCGGUGAUGCCUCUUCCUCUUCUUCCGCUUCAGCGUCGUCGUCGUCGUCCAGCCGAAAGCAUGGCCUGAUUAUUGACAAGUACAAGCCGCUCAUGUUCGCGGGAUUUGUCGACGGCGGGUCGCUUGUUGUUGUUGAGCGACCGUGGCUGGCCAUUGAGAUGAAGCUGCCAGACCCCAUCCACCGCCCACGCUACGGUUUCUCGUGA
This is a messenger RNA of Salpingoeca rosetta, 3273 nucleotides long. RefSeq lists its product as uncharacterized. Bases 1 to 3273 code for a protein of 1090 amino acids. Lineage: Eukaryota; Choanoflagellata; Craspedida; Salpingoecidae. Gene Ontology annotation, cellular component: t-UTP complex; small-subunit processome; 90S preribosome. The transcript is spliced from 18 exons. Gene Ontology annotation, biological process: maturation of SSU-rRNA from tricistronic rRNA transcript (SSU-rRNA, 5.8S rRNA, LSU-rRNA). Gene Ontology annotation, molecular function: protein binding; RNA binding. The record is from RefSeq and is a predicted model, not a curated record.